CUUCUGCUUCACUUCUAGGGAUCCAGGGAUCCAGGAAUUAUGGGGGCCAUUCUACUGUUCAGCUGUCUCCUCUCUUCCAUCAUAGCCAGAGGUUCCUCCCUGCAGUGCGUAGAAUGUAUGAAUCAAGAAGGUGAGACCUGUACCGGGGCCUUGGUGACGUGUCCAAGUGGGGACUAUGUCUGCUCCUCAACCUACACCCUGACCAUGAUGCAGGGGGCAGGUACCAGCAAGCAGUUUGUCAGACAGUGCGAAAGUCGAACGAGUUGUGGGAAAGCCGGAAGCAUCACCAUGCCCGGGGGCAGGAUUAAAAGCAACUCCGCAUGUUGUUCCACCGAUGGCUGCGAUCCCGGAACCAUUUCAUUUCCACCCGAUAAAACUGGAAAGAACGGGCAAGUUUGUGAAAGCUGCUUAGCUAUUGGCUCCGAGACCUGCAGCUCGGUGACCCCUAUGGAAUGUACCGGAGAAGAGACCAGUUGUAUCACACAGAUCACUUCCAUAACAGGUCUGGUAUCCACUAAAAUGGCUAUUCGAGGUUGUUCAACAAAAGAGAUCUGUGAUGUUGGAAGCCUGGAUACAGAUCAGGAUGGGAUGAAGAUGAAGAUCACUGUCACGUGCAGUAAAGCUAUUGGCCUUCAGCAGAGCCUGUUCCUUCUGGCUCUAUCUGGACUUGUUCUUCUGAACCUGUUGUCUUAGGACCAUGGGCAGUUCUGUUUCUAGAUUCACACAUAUCUUGCCUGUCACUAUAUGACUGUAUACCAACACUUAUGAUAAAGAUUUAAAUUCGUUUUAGUGCAUCACAAAUGUUUUGAUCAGAAAUUUGAUCAGAAAUUUAUUUUCCAGAAUGUAUCAUCUGGAAACCCCUACAAAUAUAGAUAUCUGGUAUGGCCAGACACACUUUCCCCUGUUGUUUAAUGUCAGCUGAGACAUUUACUCUUGAAGAGAGUCGGCAGCCGGCCGAUUGGCCAUACUAACAACAGACUGCAUGAAGCAAAGUUAACAUUUCAAGAGUUCUAGGUUCAUCAACAGUGCCAUCUUGCCUUCUGGCUGCCCACAGUCUCCCAGUCACUUUGUGCAUGGACAUUCUAGCUUGUUCCUCACUUGAGCAAGCUGUCAUCAGGUCUAUAGAUGGCCAACGUCCCCAUAUGCCAGUUGUUGCACUGGUAGACAUUUCUGAGAACCUGAAUGUCAUUUCUUUUAAAUCAGGAAAUGGUUCCACCAGUGACCUCUGAUGUGGACCAACCACAAAGCUGCCUCCAGUUUUCCUACUCAUUGGUCCAACACUGUUACUUGCCUUGACUACAAAGCCCUGUUUUCUGCGUAAAACUUGUUGACUCUAUAUACACAUAUAUAUUUUUUUACUAUACUCGAUGAUUCUGACUUUUUUUCAUUGGCACGAUUCUAACAGAGCUUUCCCAUUGUUCUCCUUUUGAUUUGGUUUUAUUGGUUCCUACCCUUUACAAGUUGAUUUUGCCUGGGUUUGUGCUUAAGCUUGUAUAGAUUUAGGCUCUUUCUGCACUGAUGGGCAUGUCUAUCAACUUCAAAAAUAAAAUGCUCCCCUUUGCUCCCUUGGAUAACCAUGUCCAAUUUAGCUAAAAUCUAUAUUUAUUAGUCAACAAAGCACUGACACCCUUGUCUAUGUUCUUCAUAGCCUAUGGUCACAUUUCUAAAGGUUUCAUGGAGGGAUAAAUAUAGUACAUAUCUCUUGUUAGGUGCUUAAUAUACUAUCUUAUAUUCUUGAUUGUAUCUAUAAUAGAAAAUGAUAUAUAAGUGUAAAUAAUGGGUGGUGCUUUUGUCUUCUGCUCUUAAAGAAUGGAGUUCAGGCUUAGCUGCUUUCUGAUGCCUAUAUGGAGAACUCAGGGAUACCUACUUGCCACCACCAUCACCACCCUUACCAGGCUUCAGAAUCAAUUUUCUUCAACCCUGCAUUGAAAUAUACAACAUUUAUACAAGUGUUUGUCAAUACAUACGGCUUUCUAGCUUGGGGACCCAAAACCAUCAAAGGUGGACUUAUAAGAAUUAUACAUUCAUUUACAAAUAGGGUUGGGGUGUCCUGUAAAAUGCACUGAUGUUGGAAGAGAGACCCCAGGCAACAGGCAUUUGUUUAAAGAUUGAUGGGAAUGUCUAAUACUGAACAGGAAGAUCAAAGUCAUGAUUGGCAUUGGAACAGAACCCCUUGUAUGCAGUACCUAGAACCCUUUUCCCCCGUUCUGUAAUUUAUCUUCUUUAAAAGGUAGACACUUACAAUUUAUCAUUCUUCAUGUUUGUUCUCCUAGAGCAGUGAUCCCCAACCAGUGGCUCAGGGGUAACAUGUUGCUCCCCAACCCCUUGGGUGUUGCUCUCAGUGCCCCCAAACCAGGGAGUUAUUUUUGAAUUCCAGAAGUUUUGGUUGAAUAAAGACCCAGUAUAGUGCCAAACAGAGCCUUCUAUAGGGUACCAGUCCACAUAGGGGCUACCAAAUAGCCAAUCACAGCCCUUAUUUGGCACCCCAGGAGUAUUUUUCAUGCUUGUGUUGCGCCCCAACUCUUUUUACAAGUAAAGAAAGUUGGGGACUACAGACCUAGAGGCAUUAAGAACCUUCUAAGGUUCCAUCUGACAGUCCUAAACACAUCAACACAACACACAAUAUUAAGUAUUUGUUAUAGUUGUAACCAAAUGUCUCACCAUCAAAGGUUAUACCAUAAUAUUAUUCAUCAUCCCUUCUAAUAAAGCAUGUAAAGAGAUCCAUCACAACCUCCAUAUUGUACUUGUCCAUCCUCACCACCUUCGCUGAUUGGCUCCACACCCACGAAUGUCUGAAUACUAUCUGUAAUGGUCGUGCCAUUUUUAUACUAUUGGCUGAUGUCUCCUUAUACGCUGUUUCUAAUAAUGAAUAAACGUAUCCCAUACACACAA
Xenopus tropicalis (tropical clawed frog) is the source of this 2892-nucleotide messenger RNA. RefSeq names its product provisional ortholog of phospholipase A2 inhibitor and LY6/PLAUR domain containing. Gene Ontology annotation, cellular component: extracellular region. The record is from RefSeq and is marked predicted. NCBI's taxonomy places the organism in Eukaryota, Metazoa, Chordata, Amphibia, Anura, Pipidae.